Molecule: messenger RNA, 832 nt
Organism: Mercurialis annua (annual mercury)
Lineage: Eukaryota; Viridiplantae; Streptophyta; Magnoliopsida; Malpighiales; Euphorbiaceae
Product: heavy metal-associated isoprenylated plant protein 26-like
Exons: 2
Coding region: 193-657 (154 amino acids)
Molecular function (GO): metal ion binding
Source: RefSeq, a predicted model, not a curated record
CACUCACUCACUCAAUAGUAAAAGUUGUUGGCUUACUAAAAAAAAAGUAUUGUGAGAUAUAAUUGCUGUUGGCCAUUAAUUCUUUGUUUUUUAUAUCUUUUUUGCUGUAUCAUCUUCUUUUAAUUCCAUUAUUGUUGGAUUAUAUCUUUUUAAUUUGCACAAAAGAAAAAGUGAUCUGAUAAAAUAUCAAGAAUGGGUGCUCUUGAUCAUUUCUCUCAUCUUUUUGACUGUUCUCGCAGCAGUUCUAAGCUCAAGAAACGCAAGCAGUUGCAGACGGUGGAGAUCAAAGUUCGAAUCGACUGCGAAGGAUGCGAACGCAAAGUAAAGAGAGCAGUGGAGGGAAUGAAAGGUGUAAAACAAGUAGACGUAGAUCGGAAAGCAAAUAAGCUGACAGUCGUUGGAUAUGUGGACCCCUCCAAGGUGGUAUCCCGCGUGGCAUAUCGGACGGGUAAAAGAGCAGAGAUAUGGCCAUACGUGCCAUAUGACGUGGUGGCCCAUCCUUAUGCUCCUGGAGUGUACGACAAGAAAGCACCAGCUGGGUACGUGCGAAGAGCAGAGGACCCACAAGUUUAUCAGCUGGCACGUGCGAGUUCUACUGAAGUUAGAUAUACUACUGCUUUUAGCGACGAGAAUCCUCAAGCUUGUUCUAUUAUGUGAUUAAUUAAGGAGUAGUUGGUAAUCUUGUUGCUAUUGUGGUUAAUUAAGUGUUUUUAAUUGGGUUUUAGGGCUUAUAGGUUUGGCCUUUUAUUUUUUUGUUUUUGUUUUAUUGUAUGAUUUGAGUGUUUUGUUUGUGCAAAUAUUUUGUUUGAUGUAUGAAUUUUGUUAUGUGUCA